GGCACGUGUGGGGAGGGGAUGUAGAGGGAGGCGGCACCAGCCGCUCCUGACACCAUGGACGAUGCCGCGGUCCUAAGGAAGAAGGGUUACAUCGUGGGAAUCAACCUGGGCAAGGGCUCCUAUGCAAAAGUCAAAUCUGCCUACUCUGAGCGCCUCAAGUUCAACGUGGCAGUCAAGAUCAUAGACCGCAAGAAAACACCCACGGACUUUGUGGAGAGAUUCCUUCCUAGGGAGAUGGACAUCCUGGCAACCGUCAACCACCGUUCCAUCAUUAAGACCUAUGAGAUCUUUGAGACCUCUGAUGGACGCAUCUACAUUGUCAUGGAGCUGGGUGUCCAGGGUGACCUCCUUGAGUUCAUCAAGUGCAGAGGAGCCCUGCAUGAGGAUGUAGCACGCAAGAUGUUCCGCCAGCUCUCCUCUGCCGUCAAGUAUUGCCACGAUCUGGAUGUUGUUCACCGAGACCUCAAGUGCGAGAACCUUCUGCUUGACAAGGACUUCAACAUCAAGCUGUCUGACUUCGGCUUCUCCAAGCGCUGCCUGCGGGACGGGAGCGGGCGCAUUGUCCUCAGCAAGACCUUCUGUGGGUCAGCAGCUUAUGCGGCCCCUGAGGUGCUGCAGGGCAUCCCCUACCAGCCCAAGGUAUAUGACAUCUGGAGCCUAGGUGUGAUCCUCUACAUCAUGGUCUGUGGCUCCAUGCCUUACGAUGAUUCUGACAUCAAAAAGAUGCUGCGCAUCCAGAAGGAGCACCGAGUGGACUUCCCACGCUCCAAGAACCUGACUGGUGAGUGCAAGGACCUCAUCUAUCGCAUCCUGCAGCCAGAUGUCAACCGGCGGCUGCACAUUGAUGAGAUCCUCAGCCACUCAUGGCUACAGCCUCCCAAGCCCAAAGCCAUGUCUUCUGCUUCCCUCAAGAGGGAGGGGGAGGGCAAGUAUCGAGCUGAUUGCAAGUUGGAUACUCGACCGGGCUCAAGACCCGAACACCGGCCUGACCACAAACUGGCAACCAAACCCCAGCACCGGAUGCUGGUAUCAUCCGAGAAUGAAGACAGGAUGGAGGAGAGGCUGGCUGAGACUUCCAGAGCUAAAGACCAUCACAUCUCUGGAGCUGAGGUGGGGAAAGCAAGUACCUAG
Messenger RNA from Microtus ochrogaster (prairie vole), 1131 nucleotides. RefSeq names its product testis specific serine kinase 2 (gene Tssk2). Gene Ontology annotation, molecular function: ATP binding; tau-protein kinase activity. NCBI's taxonomy places the organism in Eukaryota, Metazoa, Chordata, Mammalia, Rodentia, Cricetidae. Gene Ontology annotation, biological process: microtubule cytoskeleton organization; intracellular signal transduction; protein phosphorylation. The record is from RefSeq and is a predicted model, not a curated record. Gene Ontology annotation, cellular component: cytoplasm.